Molecule: messenger RNA, 1338 nt
Organism: Melopsittacus undulatus (budgerigar)
Lineage: Eukaryota; Metazoa; Chordata; Aves; Psittaciformes; Psittaculidae
Product: alpha-1-antitrypsin-like
Exons: 4
Biological process (GO): negative regulation of endopeptidase activity
Molecular function (GO): serine-type endopeptidase inhibitor activity
Source: RefSeq, a predicted model, not a curated record
UCUAUGUUUAUCUGUUUUCCAGAAGCAGUUAGAAGGAAAAUGAAGCCCAUCUUCACCUUGUGUUUAUUGCUGGCUGGUUUGUAUACUGCUGCCCACUGUCACCAGCAUCCUCACUAUCCCAAUAAGCAGGAUGAACCUAAAGGGACUUAUUACCCAGGAUGCAGUUCUCAUGGGAAAGGAGUUUAUCCAGUUAAGAACAAUACUUUUGGUAAACUAGUUUCCAGCAAUGCUGACUUUGCAUUCUUAUUUUACAAGCUGAUUGCAUCCGAAGCAACUGAUCAAAAUAUUUUCUUUUCACCCAUAAGCAUCUCUGCUUCCUUUGCAAUGCUGGCACUCGGUGCUAAGUCAGCAACACUGACACAGAUUCUGGAAGGACUUGCCUUUAACCUGGAAAACACUCAGGAGCAGGAAAUACAUGAAGGUUUUUGCCAGCUCCUCCACAUGUUGAACCACCCAGACAGUGAACUCCAGCUGAGCCUGGGCAAUGCACUUUUUAUAGAUGAGACACUAAAACCACUACAGGAGUUCCUGGAUGAUGUCAAAAGCUUUUAUGAAUCUGAAAUCUUUUCUACUGACUUUAACAACUCCUCUGGUGCAAAGAAUCAGAUCAACAGUUAUAUUGAGGAAAAGACAAAUGGGAAAAUUGCUAAACUAGUGGAAAAUCUUGAUCCUUUCACCACAAUGGUUCUUGUUAACUACGUCUUCUUUAAAGCCCAGUGGGAGAAACCCUUCAGUACUUCAUAUACAAAACAGGAGGACUUUUUUGUGGAUCAGGAGACAUCUGUAAAAGUUGACAUGAUGUAUCGAAAGGGUUACUACAGAACUUACUUUGAUGAAGAACUGUCCUGUUGGCUGGUUCAGAUACCUUACAAUGGAAAUGCUGCAGCAUUAUUUGUUUUGCCUGACAAAGGAAAGAUGAAGCAAGUGGAAGAUGCUCUCUUGAAAAGGACUGUAUCUAAAUGGGGAAAGUUCCUUCGAAACAAGAAAAUACAUCUGCACAUUCCAAAACUUUGUAUUUCUGGUACCUAUGAUGUGAAAAGUAUAGUCAAACAAGUGGGGAUGAUUGAUCUGUUCACUGAACAAGCUGAUCUGUCAGGGAUUACUGAGGAGCCUGGACUAAUGGUUGCAAAAGUGAUCCACAAAGCCAUACUGAAUGUUCAUGAAAAUGGCACUGAAGCAGCUGGAGCCACGGUUAAGGAGAUUACCUGGAGAUCUGGUGAUUUUCCUCAUCCACCUCGAAUCAGAUUCAACAGGCCUUUUCUCCUGGCAAUUCUGGAUAAAUACACCCACACCAUCCUUUUCAUGGGAAAAAUCGUAAACCCUCUGAAAAAUGACUGA